Messenger RNA from Zalophus californianus (California sea lion), 505 nucleotides. RefSeq names its product E3 ubiquitin-protein ligase RNF138-like. The transcript has 3 exons. The record is from RefSeq and is a predicted model, not a curated record. Bases 1 to 396 code for a protein of 131 amino acids. Lineage: Eukaryota; Metazoa; Chordata; Mammalia; Carnivora; Otariidae.
AUGGCUUUAUCCAAAUCUCCCUUAACCUCCCCCACCACGGCCGAGGAGCUCUCCGCGGCCACGUCCUACACCGAAGAUGAUUUCCACUGCCCUGUCUGUCAGGAGGUGCUCAAAACGCCCGUGAGGACCGCGGCCUGUCAGCACGUUUUCUGGAACAGUAAUAGGAGUGAAACAUCUACAUCUGAUACCACAGAAACUUAUCAGGAGAAUACAAGUUCUUCUGGGCAUCCUACCUUUAAGUGUCCCUUGUGUCAAGAAUCAAAUUUUACCAGACAGCGUUUACUGGAUCACUGUAACAGUAAUCACCUGUUUCAGAUAGUUCCUGUGAAUCUUCAGCUAGAUGAGGAAACCCAGUAUCAAACUGCUGUUGAAGAAUCUUUUCAAGUAAACAUCUGAAGGCUAUAGAAAUCUCUGCAUCUUUGUACCUGCAAGUGCCAUCUUUAAGGGGAAAACUACAUGAAGUCACCGUUUCAGUAACUUGAUGUGUAUAUUAAUAAAAGUAAUU